Molecule: messenger RNA, 1510 nt
Organism: Sesamum indicum (sesame)
Lineage: Eukaryota; Viridiplantae; Streptophyta; Magnoliopsida; Lamiales; Pedaliaceae
Product: Mitochondrial substrate carrier family protein
Source: RefSeq, a predicted model, not a curated record
ACUUUAAAUGGGUCCUAUUUGGGUCUCAAAAAACCCGCCUUCUUCAAAAAUUCCUUCUACCGAUACUGGAUAGAGUGUUAAACCCUAGACCCUAGCUAGCUAGCUUACUAACUCCACCUUCUUUCAUGGCUGUCGACUGCUCUACAGGAGACGAACCCGCAAAAUCUCAUCGCCUCAGUGGCUCGAACCACAAUCAAUUCUUAGUGUGGAGGGAAUUCUUAUGGGGUGCAAUUGCGGGCGCUUUCGGCGAAGGAAUGAUGCAUCCUGUUGAUACCAUCAAGACACGCAUGCAAAGCCAAGCCUUUUUCAGUGGAUCCAAGAAUCAGAAUAGUGCACUACAAUUGGUUCGAGCUGUUUGGGCUACGGAUGGUUUGGCUGGCUUUUACAGAGGAAUAGCACCAGGAAUAAUGGGAUCUCUUGCUACUGGAGCUACUUAUUUUGGAGUCAUAGAAUCCACCAAGAAAUGGAUGGAAGAAUCACAUCCUAGCCUUGGUGGUCACUGGGCACAUUUCAUUUCUGGAGCAUUAGGAGAUACACUUGGAUCCUUCAUAUACGUUCCUUGCGAAGUGAUGAAGCAGCGCAUGCAGGUCCAAGGCUCCAAGAAGUACUGGACAUCUGUUGUGGUGAAGGAAGGUUCUCGAGCGAAACAUGGCAUGCACAUGUAUGGCUACUAUUCUGGAAUGUUUCAGGCUGGAUGUUCGAUAUGGAAGGAACAAGGGCUAAAAGGACUAUAUGCAGGAUACUGGUCCACGCUUGCAAGAGAUGUUCCAUUUGCUGGCCUUAUGGUUACAUUCUAUGAAGCUUUCAAGAACAUGACGCAGUAUGGAAAACACAAAUUAUUUCCUAAUGCAAAUCUCCAUAUCAAUAGUUCUUUUGAGGGGCUUUUAUUAGGAGGAUUAGCUGGUGGUUUGAGUGCAUAUCUCACUACUCCUCUGGAUGUUGUCAAAACCAGACUGCAAGUACAAGGGAUAGCCACUAGGUAUAAUGGAUCGUUGGAUGCUCUUUAUAAGAUAUGGUUGGCUGAAGGAGUAAGGGGAAUGUUCAGAGGUAGUAUUCCCAGAAUUACGUGGUAUAUCCCAGCUUCAGCUCUCACUUUCAUGGCUGUAGAAUUUCUCAGAGAUCAUCAUAAAGUGACUAGCAUAUCAUUAGACAAAAAGGAGUCAUCUUCCUUGCAAGAGAUUGCCUGAAGAAUAGGAUGCAAUGACAUGUAUUUUCUGGUUGCUCCGUUUCUGUUAGGGCCACUGACAUAUAGUAUAACAUACAACGGAUUAACUGAUUUUACCAUGCAUACUGUAUUCUGUAUGAAAGUGUUAGAAAUAGAUAUAAAUUUGAACGUGCAUAUGUGAUAAAUCAUCGGCAGUGGUCUGCUGCUUUGGCAUACUGAAAUGGGAGUUUGAGGUCAUGUAUGAGGUUGAAACUUAAGUGGGAUAACCGAUUAUGUAUCAUGUCAAACCCUCACAACUGCAUUUCAUCAAUGCAAUAAGUAUUAGUGUAUUACCAACGUUUGAUA